Habropoda laboriosa is the source of this 443-nucleotide messenger RNA. RefSeq names its product signal peptidase complex subunit 1-like (gene Spase12). NCBI's taxonomy places the organism in Eukaryota, Metazoa, Arthropoda, Insecta, Hymenoptera, Apidae. Gene Ontology annotation, biological process: protein targeting to ER. The record is from RefSeq and is a predicted model, not a curated record. Gene Ontology annotation, cellular component: endoplasmic reticulum membrane; signal peptidase complex. The transcript is spliced from 3 exons. The coding region runs from base 55 to 342 and encodes 95 amino acids.
ACUGAAGUUUGGCUACGUGAAUCGACCGGCAGCGAUCAUUUAUAUUUGUUUACGAUGAGCUCUUGGAUACAGUAUAUCAAAUCUAUUCCACUUCAUAUAGACUAUGAUGGCCAAGCUCGAGCAGAGAAGCUGUCGAGAGUAAUCAUAACACUCUUUGGGGUUGUUGGAUUAGUAUGGGGAUACAUUAUUCAGGAAUUUUCACAAACAAUUUACAUACUGGGUGCUGGAUUUGUAUUGGCAGCUCUGAUAACUGUGCCACCAUGGCCUAUGUAUCGCCAUAAACCUUUGAAUUGGCAGAAACCACAACAUGAAGUCACGGUUAAACAGAAGAAAAAGAAAUAGGACACCCCUGCUUGUGACUGUACUUAAGAAUGUUUUGUCACCAACUGUUAUAUAAUAAUACUUACUGGUACAAGGCAAAGGCAAUUGUUUCAUAUAUCAUU